Molecule: messenger RNA, 1245 nt
Organism: Colletotrichum higginsianum IMI 349063
Lineage: Eukaryota; Fungi; Ascomycota; Sordariomycetes; Glomerellales; Glomerellaceae
Exons: 3
Coding region: 1-1245 (414 amino acids)
Source: RefSeq, a predicted model, not a curated record
AUGGCUGCCUCAAACGGUUCCGCGGGCGUCUUCGCCAUCACCAAAACCCGGUUGCUGCUCUUUGCAUCGCUGGCCAUCACAUGGUGGUUUGCCCAUCUCCUCCCGAGCUACAAACCCAUGAUCAAGGCCGAGUUCAAAUCGAGGUUGGACGAGGCAAGACAGAAGAUCCCUAAGAUCAAGGUCGACUGGAAGCCCACCGACGACCCGCGAGCCAAGUACAAUGCCUCCAAGUUGGCACUGAUCAUUGAGCCGCGCCCUAUCCCGCACCUCGUGCCUCAGCUGCUGCACAUGACUUCCGUCGUGCCCCCGGACUGGAGGUUCCUAUUCAUCGGCUCCAACGUAAGCGUGGUCAGCGUCGCCCGAAGCUACGGCAUCAAGCACCAGCAAGUCAUCGGGAAACUCGAUCUCAUGGUGCUUCCCGAUCCCUGGGAGAUCGACACCAAAGAACACGUCUUCCGUCUGCUGACCGAUAUGCGCUUCUACGAGGAAUUCCUCCCUGGGGUGGAAUGGAUCCUCAAGUUCGAAUCGGACAGCAUCCUUUGCUCCAACUCUCCAAAGAGUCUGAAUGAGUGGCUUGAUUGGAGCUGGGCAGGUGCUCCCAGAACCCCUGAUGAUCAUUUCUCAGGCAACGGUGGUCUCUCCCUGCGACGGGUAUCUUCCAUCCAAAAAGUGCUGCAAUUCCAGGAGCGAUACAAUGACACAGAAGCAGAAGACGAAUGGUUUGGCAAGCGACUUUGGGUCAUGCAAGGCGAAAAGGUUGCCCAUGGAAAGAAGGGCGCCUUGGCUGUGGAGGACUUCUACAUGGAAAAGCCUAUGGGUUACCAUGUUCGAGACGGCGGCCAGAGUCUUUCGGACAAAGUUUGGAAGGAUCCCAAACAGCGCAAGAAAAUCUUCGACUACUGCCCGGAGAUCAGUAUGAUCAUGGACAUGAAGCUAGAGCGCGAACGCUGCGACGGCGACAACAAAGAGGGCGGCAUCGGCCCAACGGAUGCUGAAAAGGAAAAGGCGGCGGAAGAGGCCAAGAAGGCGGCGGAAGAAGCAGCCAAGGCCAAGGCCGAAGAAGAAGAACGCCGCAAAAAGGAAGGCGAGGAGGAGAAAAAAAAGCAGGAAGAAGAGAAUAAGAAGAAGCAGGAGCAGGCCGGCGACAAUGAUGAAGAUGAUCCUUUGGCCAACGAUGCGGAUGCCAAGGCCAAGGCAAUGGCUGCAGAAGCGCAGGCCAAGGCUGCCUCUGCGAAUCGUAUCUAA